AGUUAGGAGGUCGUAAGCGUGGUUCCUGUGUGUACAGUGGCUGUACACUACUUGUAGCUGUUUUUAAGAAGAAUUGUUAAGACAGAGGCCAUGCGCAAUCUUAAACUGCUGAAGAGCCUGCAGUGCGGCAGUCUGCAGGGUUUUGGCAGCCCACAGUGCUUCACAAUACGCUCGGAUACCGGGACGGUACUUGUGGGAUCAGACCGCGGUCUUUCUGAGCUUGAUCCAAGAGGGGAGCAGGUGGUAAACGAGGUAUCCCUCACUUCAGAUAACUAUCUCCCAGAAGAUGGCAGUGGAAUGGUCGUUGGGAUUCAGGAUCUGCCAGACCAGGAGUCAGUCUGUGUGGCAACAGCAACCGGGGAUGUUAUCCUGUGUAACCUGAGCACAAGUCAGCUAGAAUGUGUCGGCAGCGUGGACAGUGGACUUACAGGCAUGAGCUGGAGUCCAGACCAAGAGCUUGUUAUCCUCACUACAGGACAGGAGACCAUAAUCAUGAUGACAAAGGACUUUGAACCGAUUACUGAAGUGAAGAUACAUCAAGAGGACUUCGGUGAAGGAAAGUUUGUCACUGUUGGCUGGGGGAAGAAAGAAACACAGUUCCAUGGAUCAGAGGGCAAGCAAGCUGCCCAGCGCAAACUGACAGAGGUACAGCCCGCUGUGCCCUGGGAUGACCAAAGACAGCGUGUCACUUGGAGGGGAGAUGGCCAGCUUUUUGCAUUGAGUGCUGUAUGUCCAGAGACUGGUGCCCGGAAGGUGAGGGUUUGGAACAGAGAGUGUGUUCUACAGUCUACUAGCGAGAAUGUCAGUGGGCUAGAACAAUCACUUUGCUGGAAACCCUCUGGAAGUCUGAUUGCGUCGACACAGAGGAAACCUAACAAACAUGACGUGGUGUUUUUCGAAAGGAAUGGGCUCCUGCAUGGAGAAUUCACCCUUCCUUUUGGCAAGGAUCAAGUCAUGGUGAAGGAGCUGCUGUGGAACAAUGACUCGACAGUGCUGGCAGUCUGGCUGGAAGAUAUACCCUCGGAUGGAAACAACAAACCAAACACCUAUGUCCAGUUGUGGACAGUAGGGAACUACCAUUGGUAUUUGAAGCAGAGUCUUCAUUUCGGGAAUGCUCCGGAGAGUGCUGUGGUGUCUGUGAGCUGGGAUCCAGAGACUCCCUAUCGCCUGCAUGUCCUGAGCCGUGGAUGGCAGUACCUGUGCUAUGACUGGCACUGGAGCACAGAGUGCAGUACUGGGGAGGACUCUGAGGAUGCUGCUAAUGUGGCUGUUAUAGAUGGAGACAAGGUCCUAGUGACCACGUUCCGACAGUGUGUGAUACCCCCUCCCAUGUGUACCUACGAGCUGCAGCUGCCGUGUGCGGUGAACCAGGUCACCUUCCACCCCGAGCCGGGGAGUACCAACCAGCUAGCUGUGUUCACAGCCGACAACCGCCUCUCCAUCUACAGACACGGCAACGAUACCAAUAAAGAUCCAACAGUUAAAAUCGGAGCAGUCGGGGGAAAUGGGUUUAAAGUUACCACAGCUACUCCUGUACUGGAUAAAACAUACAGUGUUGUGCUUGGGAAGAAGGAUGCCGAGGGGGGCAAUCCUCUACAACUGCACCUUCUGACCUGGCUUAAGGAUGACACUUUCCUGGCUGUGAGUCCUGGAGAGCGGACCUCCCAGUCCUGCAUCCUCCAGCUGGCCCCUACAGGGGCAGAUCACAUGGAAGUCAGGUCGGCUGUUCCGGUAGAUGGUCAUGUGAUCAGUAUUUGUUACAACCAGAAGACCAGGACAGUGGCUAUGCAGCUGGAGGAUGGACAGAUAAUGAGAUACUUAUGGGAGUCUUCAGGGUCACCUGUUGAAGUGUGGCGGAACAGCAGUGGCUGUGUUACACAGUUCCCUCAGCCUUGUGUGCAGACUGCCCUAGGCACUAUCGCAGGGGAGGAGCAGGUUUUAGGACUCACUGACCGAUCUCGCUUUUUUAUCAAUGAUACUGAGAUUGCCUCAAACAUCACCUCCUUUAGACUCUACGAUGAGUUUCUUCUGCUUACAACCCAUUCACAUACUUGCAGGUGCAUACGGUUACAAGAGGUUUCAAUAAAAGGUUUGUUAUCUGCACUGAGCACUGAUGCCAACCAAAAUGAUGAGACAGUCCGCAGAGUAGAGAGAGGGUCUCGAAUUGUCACUGUGGUACCCCAGGACACAAAACUCAUCUUGCAGAUGCCACGAGGGAACCUUGAAACAAUUCACCACCGAGCUCUGGUGCUCGCCCAGGUCAGAAAAUGGUUGGACAGGCUGAUGUUCAAAGAUGCCUUUGACUGUAUGAGGAAGCUCAGGAUUGACCUCAACCUGAUCUGUGACCACAACCCCAAGGUGUUUUUAGAAAAUGUGGAACUGUUCCUGAAGCAGAUAAACUCAGUAAACCAUGUGAACCUGUUCCUAACAGAAUUAAGAGAAGAAGAUGUGACCAAGACAAUGUACCCAUGCCCAUCCUCCAGUGCAGUUCAAACAGCCCCGCAGUUUGAAGGGAAGAAAGUGGACAUUGUCUGUGAUGCACUGAGAGUGGCUAUGGAGAAAAUGGAUCCUAAUAAGCACUGUUUGUCUGUAUUGACUUCAUAUGUGAGAAAAAGUACCCCGCAACUGGAAAUAGCUCUUCAAAAAGUCCACGAAUUAAGAGUAAACCCCCUUGUGGUUCCCGGGGCAGUCAGUGCAGAGGAAGCUCUCAAGUACUUGCUGUUCCUGGUGAAUGUAAAUGAACUCUACGAACACUCUCUGGGAACAUACGACUUUGACCUGGUCAUCAUGGUUGCAGAGAAGUCUCAGAAGGAUCCAAAGGAAUAUCUACCAUUUUUAAAUACCCUGAAGAAAAUGGAAACCAACUACCAGCGAUACACCAUAGAUAAGCAUUUGAAGCGAUACAAAAAGGCUCUUCAUCAUCUUAGCAAAUGUGGUCAAGAACACUUUGCAGAAUUUCUAAAACUGGUAAGGGACCAAAAGUUAUACAACGAAGCCCUAAAGAUGUAUCCAGUUGAGUGCCAAGAGUACAAGGAGGUAUGCUGUGCCUAUGGGGAGUACCUGAGCGAGCAGCAGCACCAGGAGCAGGCUGGCCUCCUCUUCUCUCGCUGUGGGGAGACCCAGAGGGCUCUCGACGCCUUUGUGUCCAGCACCAGCUGGCAGCACGCCUUGUGCAUGGCGGCAAAGCUCGGCUUUCCUGAGGACAAGCUGGCUAAUCUGGCCCGCAGCCUGGCGGAAAAAUUGCUGGAACAAAGACGACAUUCUGAAGCAGCCCUUCUUCUUGAGCAUUAUGCCAAGGACUGUGAGGAAGCCAUCACUGCUCUGAUAGAAGGUGCAACCUGGGAUGAAGCUUUAAGACUGGUUUACUUAUAUAACAGGCAUGAUAUUUUGGAGACAAAUCUAAAACCUGCUUUACUGGAAGCUCACAACAACCAGACGUCAUUUGUUGAGUCUCAGAAGACGAUAUUCGUGCGCCAUAAAAAUCGCUUGGCAGUUGUACGCGAACUGAAAGAGGCGGCCAGGCAGGAACUUCUAGAUUAUGAGAUGCCAGACUGCCCAGACUCUGACCUAUUCUCAGAGGCCAGCAGUGUGAUGACAGCCAGCAACAUGAGUUCCAAGUACUCUCACAGCAAUUCUAAGAUCUCUGCGAGGUCUUCCAAGAAUCGUCGGAAAGCUGAGCGGAAGAAGCACAGCCUGAAGGAGGGCAGCCCACUGGAGGAUGUGGCUCUGCUGCAGGCUCUGGGAGAGAUCGUCCGGUCCGUCAACAAGUUAACAGGAGAGGUGCAUAGCCUGUUGAAAGCUCUGGUUCUUUUCGGAUAUGACAGCCAAGCCCUGAAACUACAACAGACUUUAGAAGAAACAUUGCAACUGAUGGACAAAUCCAUCCCUGAAAUCUGGCAGGUGGGCCUCCAGCAAAACACAGGCACUCCAGUUCUUGGUCCAAAUUCAACAGCUAAUAGCAUAAUGGCCUCAUACCAGCAGCCAAAACCACCUACGCUGCCCCAGCAAGAUACAGAACUUUUCAUUCCCCCAAAAAUGAGCAAGAAUGUCAAGUGGAAGCUGAAUCUUCUGGAGUAGAUAACUCUACCCAUAAUCCUUUUCUGUACAGAACUGCCAACAAUAUUUAUUCUCCCAAAAUGUUAACAUUUUCCAAAUCCAAAAAAAAUCUAAAUAAACGACAGUGUGUAACUGGGUCAAUGACCUAUUUUCUUUUGAUUUCUGUCCCGAAAAAUUGUUUGAAGGACCCAGCAACAUUACUUGAAGAACAUUAGCGGAUUAAUACCUAUUAAUUAAAUCAUUAAAGUUUUAGGUGUGGAGGGAAUUAUAUACCUUUUGUGUCCUUCGAGAUUUAGUACCCCAGAUUUAGAAUUUGAAAUAUAAAUGUUUUUCAUAAAAAAUAACUAUUUGAGUUAACAAGGCAUUGGGAGAAGAGCUUUGCAUGGUCACUGCAAACAUUACAAAAUAACUUAAUAUGGGUAUAAAAUAUCUCAUGUUAUAAUGUGUUCUUCAUGUUUAAACUGAGUUUUUAUGUUAUUUUCUUUUUCAAUAAUCAAAUGCUCUAGACUUUUUAAAACUGAAAAGCAUGCCUGGUGCCUCAGUGGACAGGUUAAUAAUGGUUGCAAUCUGGUAUAACAGCUGAACUUGAGAGCACUGGGGUGCUUUUAAAUGACUCUGUUGUAAAAGGUCACCAAGAUGUGAGUCAGAAAAUGAUAUACCAGUGACAUUUGUUAAAAUAACUGAUAUUUCAGAUCCAUACCAAGUGGCUUGUGGAGUUCAGUCAUACUAGACUGUGAAACGCCACAGUAUCUUCCCAGAGGUGCAUUUUUCACGUGCUGUGACAAUGUGUGUGUAUCUGCAUUACCACAUAAGAUUUUUUAGCCUCCAUGCCCAACUAAACUUUUGAGAUUAGGAUUGCUGUCCAUGGAGGAGUAAGUCAAAAGAAGUCUAUUUUUUAUUUUGUGUGUGUAUGACCCAUGAUCAUCAGGGGCAGUUUUUUUUAAAUGUAAUCUGGAUAAUUG
Polyodon spathula (Mississippi paddlefish) is the source of this 5018-nucleotide messenger RNA. RefSeq names its product elongator acetyltransferase complex subunit 1 (gene elp1). The transcript is spliced from 37 exons. NCBI's taxonomy places the organism in Eukaryota, Metazoa, Chordata, Actinopteri, Acipenseriformes, Polyodontidae. Gene Ontology annotation, biological process: tRNA wobble base 5-methoxycarbonylmethyl-2-thiouridinylation. Gene Ontology annotation, molecular function: protein binding; tRNA binding. Gene Ontology annotation, cellular component: cytosol; elongator holoenzyme complex. The coding region runs from base 91 to 4077 and encodes 1328 amino acids. The record is from RefSeq and is a predicted model, not a curated record.